AUGGUUGACCCAGUGAGUGCGAUUGGUGCGGCAGGGAGCGUCCUGCAAUUCCUCGACUUCGCUGCAAAGGUGGUAACAAAAGGGAAUCAAAUCUAUCGUACUCGUGAUGGGCUCCUGCAGGAGCACCAGGAUCUUAAUCUCGUCACCUCAGACCUCUUGUUGAUGAAAACGAAACUCGAAAAGCUCCAUCCAGAUGAGACAAUACCCGACCAACUGCUGUCUGCUUCCGUGGAACUAGCCCGGCAACUCCUAACAAGACUCAAUCAAGCCCAGGCGCAAGGCAGAUUACGAAGAUGGAAGAGCCUUCGCCAAGCAGUCAAAUGUGUCUGCUCAAAGAAGGAAGUAGACGACAUGGCAAAUCGAUUGGCAAUGUUUCGCGACCAGAUUACGUUACGCUUAAUGACAUCCGUGAGUGUCUACGAGGCUAACGUGGAAAGCACGGAAAUCAACCGAAACCUGCUGUGCCAGACAGAAGCAACAAGAAAGAUUGGACAGCAGGAAAAGGCACUCUCGUCAAUCCAAAACAGCAUCGGUCAAAUUAAAUCCCAGGUCGAGGAUGUGGCCCAAGUGGUAGGAAGAGAACACCUUGUCACGAACGAGUUUGUCAGCACGUCUCUUGACAAUGCAACAACAACACUCACGAAGCUCAUCGAAGAAUACGGCUUGAAUUUGCAAAGAACACUUGAGUACCUGCAGACUUUAAGCCCACCGCAAAACUUACCAGAAAAGGCCACAAAGCCAUCCAACAACCCAGAAACCACCGAGAUAGCCAUAUUACGAAGCUUCGCAUAUCAAAGCAUGAAUGUCCGCACAGAGGCGGUCGCUGCUGCCCACGCCGAGACCUUCCAAUGGCUAUUUCUGGGUUCAGAAGACGUCGAGCGACCAUGGGAUGACUUCAUCGAAUGGCUCGAAACUAAGAAAGACAUCUAUUGGAUAACUGGUAAAGCUGCGAGCGGGAAGAGUACCUUGCUCAAGUAUAUCCUGCAAAACGAGAAUACUCGACGAGGAUUAGAACUGUGGGGAGGCGGUUCAGAAGUUGUGAUAGCCAGCUUCUUCUUUUGGUCGCUCGGGAACAGCAUGCAGAGAUCGCAGUGUGGCCUAUUACGGUCACUAAUCUAUAAUAUCUUGCAGCAAAGGCCGAGUAUGAUCAGCCAGGUGCUUCCAAGUCUGUGGCAACAACUGCAUCGCCAGCCGCUAGAUUUCUUCAGAUCAUUGGGAUCAGCGUGGCAUGCGUGGUCCGUCAGCGAGCUCAGGGAUAUUUUGACCACACUAAUCACCCAGAACGAAAGUCUGCUCAAAUUCUGCUUGUUCAUUGAUGGCUUGGAUGAAUUUGACGGCGAUCACCGCGAAAUCGCCGACUUUUGCUGGCAACUAUCCCAAUUUCCGCACGUCAAGAUUUGUCUUUCCAGUCGUCCUCUUAUGGUAUUCGAAGAGGCGUUUAGCAGCUACUCUCAUCUUCGACUGCAAGAUUUGACUCGGAAAGACAUCGAAAGAUACGUAUUCGACAAUCUUUCAGAUCAUCCAAGGUCCAAGGUGUCACAUGAUCUUUCUUCGCAGAUUCUAUCCCUGACAGAUGAAGUGGUCAAGCGAGCUUCCGGCGUUUUCCUGUGGGUGGUAUUGGUUGUGAGAUCUUUGCGAGCUGGCAUGACGAAUCACGAUUCGCCGUCUGACCUUCAACAACGUCUAAAUGAGUUGCCGCUGGAGCUUGAUGGGAUGUAUUCCAUGAUCCUCGAGAAAAUCGAACCUCAUUUCUACCGACAGCAGGCAUGCCGUUUACUACAGUUGAUGUAUCACGCCAGAGGCUCACUUUCAAUGCUGGAACUGUCAUUUGCAGACGACCCCGAUACAGAGAUCCCCUCCAAUCGCGAUUUCUUCGCCAUGUCUCCAGUUGGGCUCCAAGAUCGAAUUACUACAACAGGCGCUCGUUGCAAAAGCCGUUGUGGAGGCCUACUCGAGGCUGUUCCGUCUUCAAGAUCGAGCGGACCGGGACGUCAUGAAUUUUGCCCGGAUGUUAACUUUCUCCAUCUGACCGUCCGGGAGUUCCUCGAGAAGCCUGAGGUAUGGUGUCUUCUGUUACGCAAUACCUCGGAAACUGACUUCGACGCAAAUCGGGCAUUACUUCGAAGCUCUAUUGUAAUGUUCAAACUUUAUCAGAGCUCUCCAGCAGUCGAAAACGCCGGCUUUGGGGAUAGGUGCACUUCCAUGAACUCUCAUUUUGACAACUCUAUAUUCUAUGCUCGCCAAGCGGAGGCUAGCGGUGGACGACCAUUAUUAACUCUGACAGAUGAGAUCAAGAGUCUCGGUCAGCACUCUCUCUACGCUGAGAAAUCAGGUCCAUCUCAGCCAUUUGUUGAGUUUUUGGUAUCUAACGGUUUAGCUCUCUCUGUGAAAGCUAAAUAUGGUUCAAGGCUCCUCCAACUUGACCGGGCGUCUUCACGGCCUCUGCUUCAAAGUGCCCUAAAGAAUUUCAACAAUAUCCCUCGACUCGCCCCAUCGAUGAUAGCUCUUCUUUUGCAGGCUGGCCUGGACCCAAAUCGGCGGCUGUCCCGGAGCAGCCAUACCGUAUGGACUGAUUUCCUGAUCUCGGUUGGCAAGGAAACAACAGGCGCAGAUUGGACUGACCGGAAAUCCGAGCUUCUCAGACCCUGUCUUGAUAUUUGCGAGCUAUUUCUGCUUUACGGAGCAAACGAACGGCUUGACGAGGGUCAUAUGAUAGGACAGUGUCGCUGCCAGGAAGGUGGUGAUUCGAUUUGGCAUCGAACGGGAGGGAGCUCUGGCAAAGCAUUGUUUCAGAUGCUGCUGUCUCUCCUCCCAAAUGACAAAGCCAAACAUUUAGAGAACCUCAGAAACCAAGCACAGAGGGCUGAUUCUUGUCGAACGAUGCCGGGACAAUACUCUGUUGGUCUCCAGCAAGGACCACAAGUCGAUAACAAUGAUCCUCGCUUACCAGAUACCUCUUCUCAGGAAUUUCGACCGGUCACGAUUCAGCGACGAUGGAAGGAAGGGUCACCAUAUGAUCCCCGGCGGAAACAAUGGUCAUCACACGAGCCUCGUUGGAAUCAAGACGUUCGUUUGCGGCACGGUAGGGGUUUUGAUCACAGAUCGGAGUGGAGCUCUCGGCCAUGGAGAACCGAACAGCGGGCUCCAAUGCAGUCCGAGCAUUUCAGUCCACACCAAGCCAGCGACAGACAUCAACAGAACUAUAUGCUUCCGCGACCUCGACAGCCCCUCUUUGUCUCCAACGAUUCACGAAACGGAGUUCGCGACAAGAGCGAUCAUCAGCACAGGGGGUUUGAGGAAGCCUCAACUGUCUCGAACCCAGGACGAGUGUCCUCUCCUGGAGGGACGAGAAAACGAGGCAGAUCUCCAGGCUUUUACGAAGUGGGGGCUCGCCAAUCCAAGCGUCGGUGGUUAUAA
This is a messenger RNA of Cladophialophora psammophila CBS 110553, 3417 nucleotides long. RefSeq lists its product as uncharacterized. The record is from RefSeq and is a predicted model, not a curated record. The transcript has 2 exons. Lineage: Eukaryota; Fungi; Ascomycota; Eurotiomycetes; Chaetothyriales; Herpotrichiellaceae. The coding region runs from base 1 to 3417 and encodes 1138 amino acids.